Vigna angularis (adzuki bean) is the source of this 2405-nucleotide messenger RNA. RefSeq lists its product as uncharacterized. The record is from RefSeq and is a predicted model, not a curated record. Lineage: Eukaryota; Viridiplantae; Streptophyta; Magnoliopsida; Fabales; Fabaceae. The transcript is spliced from 7 exons. The coding region runs from base 174 to 2108 and encodes 644 amino acids.
UGGCUGCUUCAACUUCAGUUCCAAGUUCAAAUCUGUUCACUAAUUUUCUGAAGAAAAGAGAAGAAAACAAAAGAAACUCUUCCCUGUUUGUUUACUUUCCUUGUUACCCAGCCAUGAUACUCUGCCAAAGUUACUAGACCCAAACAAAACCUAACCCAUCUACUAUUUCUGUCAUGGAUGCGCGUAGAGCUCCACGCGCCGUUAUUGAUCCUAAGGUCCGCAGAGUCGGGUUCUUCGCCCCGCCCGACCGUCCUCAAUCGGGUCCUCCACACCCGAUCUCACUUGACGCCUCUCCCGCAGCCAACUCCCUCUCGCCGGUCAUGAUCCCACCACCGCGCCAUUUGUCGGAGAAUCUCAGCCUCCACGGCCGUCCCGCUCCGACUUCUCCAUCCAUCGAGGAAUCGGUCACUGCCGGGAGCUAUUCUAGCUCUUCGGAGUUCUUUCCCGCUCCGAUGUCUCCAGCGCCAUCCUCUUACUCGAACAGGGUGGUUGUUGACGACGGAGACUUCUUCGAGGGCGGUAAAGUGGCCUCUUCGUCUCCUCGCAGAGGGGUUGACUUGACGGGAGGGGUUGACUUGACGGCGACGAAGGCCAGUAGCGUCUUGGCCAGCGAAUUAACCACGGUGAAUGCUGAUUCUCUUGCAACUGGAGAGAGAGAGAGAACAGACAAGGGAGGAGGAUCGACCAUGGAAGUGAAAGACCAAGCUCUGAAUACUAAACUGAAGAAAGAAAAGACCUCAAAAGCUGAAAGACGAGCUCUUCAAGAAGCUCAACGAGCUGCUAAGGCUGCUGCAAAAGCCGAAGGAAAUAAGGCAUCUGGAACUCUGGCUUCAGUGAAUGUAAAACCAGCUAAAGCUGCAAAGCCCCCACAAAAAGUUGAUAAUGCUUCAGUUGCAGCCUCUGAUAAGAAAGGGGUUGAUCGUUCACAAGAAAAAGAUAGAAAGAAAGAUGUUCCUCAACCGCGGAUGCAAUAUGAUGAUAAAAGCAGAGUGGAGAAAGCCAAAAGACGUGCUGUGGUAAAACAAACUGAAGCUAAGAACAGAGUUGAACUAUUCAGGCAUUUGCCACAGUAUGAACAUGGGAGUCAGCUACCAGAUCUUGAGGCAAAGUUUUUCCACCUUGGCCCUGUGCAUCCUGCUGUUUAUAAGGUAGGUUUGCAGUAUCUGUCUGGAGAUAUAACUGGUGGCAAUGCUCGUUGUAUUGCUAUGCUUCGAGCAUUUCAAGAGGCCAUUAAAGACUACGGGGUUCCAUCCGAGAAGACUCUGGUGAGAGACUUAACAGCAAGAUUGAGUAGUUAUGUUUCUUUUCUCAUUGAGUGUCGACCACUUUCUAUCAGUAUGGGCAAUGCAAUUAGAUUUCUCAAAAGUCGAAUUGCCAAGCUACCUUUGACGAUGUCCGAGUCAGAAUCAAAAACCUCUCUUCAAUCAGAUGUUGAGCGUUUCAUAAAUGAGAAAAUUCUACUUGCCGACAAGGUGAUAGUCAAGCAUGCUAUCACAAAAAUAAGAGAUGGUGAUGUUCUUCUUACUUAUGGGUCUUCAUCCGCAGUUGAAAUGGUACUGUUACAUGCACACGAGUUAGGUAAACAGUUUCGAGUUGUAGUGGUAGACUCUCGUCCAAGACUUAGAGGGAAACUUUUGCUUCGUAGGCUUGUGGAGAAGGGUCUUAGCUGUACAUACACUCAUAUAAAUGCUGUUUCCUACAUAAUGAAGGAAGUUACUCGAGUAUUUCUGGGUGCUUCAUCAGUGUUGUCUAAUGGGACAGUUUAUUCAGCAGUUGGGACUGCUUGUGUUGCAAUGGUUGCCCAUGCAUUUCGUGUCCCUGUUUUAGUAUGCUGUGAGGCUUAUAAAUUUCAUGAAAGGGUGCAGCAUGAUUCCAUAUGCUCAAAUGAGCUUGGUGAUCCAGACAUCAUUUCUAGGGUUCAGAGUAGAGAGGAUGUGAACCACUUGGAAGGUUGGGCCCAUACUGAAAAUCUGCAACUUCUAAAUCUGAUCUAUGAUGCAACACCUUCAGAUUACGUUUCCAUGAUAAUCACAGAUUAUGGCAUGGUCCCACCCACAAGUGUACCUGUAAUUGUAAGGGAAUAUAGCAGGGAACAGGUGUGGAUAUGAAUGCUCCAAAUGUGGAUCAUCUCAAUUCUUGUAUGCAUGCAGAGACCCAAUUUUAGCAAUAAAAGUUUUGUGAAGGCUACGAUGAUGCCAUCGUUCUGUAUCAUUAUUUUCUUAUCCAGGAAUAAUGUAACGGUCCUUUUGUUCUUUUCGAAAUUUUGGACGCUUGUCUCUGUAUUCUCCUGUCGCAGUGAAGAGUGCAGAUUGUCGCCUCUCCCGACAGAUUUUGGCCAUGCAUUCUCACUUGUAACCCCUUUUUAGCGGUCUUCAAAUUUUGAACAGUUUUGUUUUGCUGCUUCA